CUACCCCGGCAGCGGGGCCCGGCCUGGAGGAGCGGCUCUUCCAGCAAGUGCGGGACCACUUCAGCUUCGAGGCCUGUGGCAAAGAGACCUUCCCACAGCGGUACCUGGUCUCAGCAAAGUUCUGGAAGAAAGGAUUUGGACCCAUCUUUUUCUAUACUGGCAAUGAAGGUGACAUCUGGACUUUUGCUCAGAACUCUGAUUUCAUAUUUGAAUUAGCAGAGGAACAGCAAGCACUUGUGAUUUUUGCUGAGCAUAGGUACUAUGGGAAGUCUCUUCCAUUUGGACUUGAGUCAACACAGCUGAAGAAGACUGGUCUGCUUACCGUGGAACAAGCCCUCGCUGACUAUGCAGUGCUAAUUACUGAGCUUAAGCAGCACUAUGGUGCUGCAGACUGCCCUGUCAUUGCUUUUGGAGGCAGCUAUGGAGGAAUGCUGAGCGCUUACAUGAGAAUGAAAUACCCAAACAUUGUGGCCGGAGCAUUAGCUGCCAGCGCUCCUCUGUUGUCUGUGGCUGGGCUUGGAGACCCCACCCAGUUCUUCAGAGAUGUAACAGCAGAUUUUCAGAAGUGCAGCCCAGCCUGUGUCACAGCUGUCCGCAAAGCCUUCCAGCAGAUUAAGGAUCUGUGCCUGAGCGGAGCCUACAAUGAAAUCAGCAGCAAAAUGGCUACAUGCAAUAAGAUCUCUAACAAGGAGGAUGUUUACCAGCUUUUUGGGUUUGCUAGAAAUGCCUUCACCAUGAUGGCCAUGAUGGACUACCCUUACAAAACCGAUUUCAUGGGUCACCUCCCUGCCAAUCCAGUGAAGGUUGGCUGCGAACAAAUCCUUGCCCACACAGACCCAAUUCAAGGCCUGGCUGCUCUUGUUGGGGUGUUUUACAACUCCUCCGGCUCGGCACAGUGUUACGACAUAUACCAGCUGUACCAGUCCUGCGCUGAUCCCACGGGCUGCGGCAUCGGCUCAGAUGCUGAGGCCUGGGACUACCAGGUUUGCACUGAGAUUAACUUAACUUUCAACAGCAACAAUGUGACCGACAUGUUCCCCGAAAUGCCCUUCACAGAGGCCAUGCGAGAGCAGUACUGUCAGAGCAAAUGGCACGUGAAGCCACGAGCACACUGGCUGCAGACAAACUUUUGGGGAGGAGAUCUGAGAAGUGCAAGCAACAUCAUUUUUUCAAAUGGAGACUUGGACCCGUGGGCUGGAGGUGGGAUAAAUAGCAGCCUCAGUCCUUCACUAAUUGCACUGACCAUUAAAGGAGGCGCUCAUCACCUAGAUCUUAGAGGACACAAUCCAGCUGACCCCCCAUCCGUCACAGAGGUGCGCAAGCUCGAAGCGAGCAUCAUCAAUGGCUGGGUCAAAUCUGCAGGGAUGGAAAGAGCACGGGAGAAGCACUCAGGAGCUUCAGCGGGCAGAUGGCUGUGA
This is a messenger RNA of Fulmarus glacialis (Northern fulmar), 1418 nucleotides long. It is a transcript of the gene DPP7, whose product is annotated as dipeptidyl-peptidase 7. The transcript is spliced from 12 exons. The annotation marks the transcript as partial. The record is from RefSeq and is a predicted model, not a curated record. NCBI's taxonomy places the organism in Eukaryota, Metazoa, Chordata, Aves, Procellariiformes, Procellariidae. Gene Ontology annotation, biological process: proteolysis. Gene Ontology annotation, molecular function: dipeptidyl-peptidase activity; serine-type exopeptidase activity. Gene Ontology annotation, cellular component: vesicle.